UGGGCGAGAGAAAGAAUACUACGAGGACAUUAUGUCUAAAAUUAAUGGUGUCCUACUGCCAGGCGGUGCAACUUAUUUCAAUCAAUCGCGUGGCUAUGCCGAUGCCGGUCAACACAUUUACAAUAUUGCCAUUGAAAUGAAUGAGGCCGGCACAUAUAUGCCCAUUUGGGGCACUUGCUUGGGUUAUGAGCUUAUGAUCUAUUUAACAGCGAAUCGUACAGAUUUACGCACCGAGUGCUCGUCAUCGGCGCAAGCAUUACCGCUGGAAUUCGAGAAAGGCUACAACAAUAGCAGACUGUUUGGCAAUGCCAGCGCUGAAGUGUUGCACAUAUUGAGAACAUACAAUGUGACAGUUAAUUUUCACAUCUUCUGCUUUACGAAGGAGACAUUUGCCAUGUACGACCUCAACAAGUACUGGGAUGUGCUUAGCAUCAAUAAUGACUGGUAUGGCGCAGAAUUCAUAUCGACCGUGGAGCAUGUCAAAUAUCCAUUUUAUGGCGUGCAAUUUCAUCCGGAAAAAAUUCUUUAUGAAUUCAUUCCUAAUCGAAAUAUUACACACACUUCGCAAGCUGUCAUCGCAUCACAAUAUUUUGCAGAUUUUUUUGUGAAUGAAGUGCGUAAAAAUCGACAUUCUUUCGCCAAUCGUACAGAGGAGAUCGAUGCGCUCAUCUACAACUAUCAGCCGGUGUACACGGGUGCUAAGGGUUCUGCUUUCGUCCAACAAUAUUUGUUUGAGGCAUAUCACGCCAGCACAUCAUCAGCAUUUCUAGCGGGUGCCACGCGAUUGCACUGUUUGUUGGCAUUGAUUACGAUAUGUGUCGUGGGAGCGUGGAGGCGUGUAUGACGUCAUAGUGGUCUCAGAAUUUUUUAGGCUAUUCGGUCAUUUAGUUUAGUCAUUAAUUUUAUUGCUUGUUUAACUAUUUUGUUGCCAUAAUUUUCGAUAAUCACUCGCUGCUAAUAUGUAUGUAUGUAUGUAUGUAGUUCCUUUAGAAAAUGCUAUUCAAUGCAGUUUUUACAUAUAUGUAAGUAUGUAUGUGCAAACAAAGAGCUUAAAGUAUAAAAGCAUAUUAAAGUAGAGAGACGGUCAUCAACGCAUUUUAAUGCCUGCCUAAAUCUAGCACUGCUACAAUUUUGAAUGUAAUAGGGGUAUUCACUCAAACCGAAAAUGCCUAUUAAAGCUCGAAAGCUUCGACCGAACUGCCAAGUAUUUAUGAAAAAAAUUUUUUUAGGCUGAAUUUUCUAACUUUUCGAGUUCGAUGAAUGCUUCUAUGGUUCUUUUUAGUUCCCCCCAAGGCAAAAGAAACAGACAUUUGAGCAAAAACAACAAAAACAGCAUUUAAGUGCAUUUUGUGGUUGCUUCUGGUCUCCAAAGUGUCAAACAAAAUUUCAGAUUUUUUUUUAAAUAUCAUAAUGGGCCAUGUGAAAUAUAC
Messenger RNA from Rhagoletis zephyria (snowberry fruit fly), 1430 nucleotides. RefSeq names its product gamma-glutamyl hydrolase A-like. NCBI's taxonomy places the organism in Eukaryota, Metazoa, Arthropoda, Insecta, Diptera, Tephritidae. The record is from RefSeq and is a predicted model, not a curated record. Gene Ontology annotation, molecular function: gamma-glutamyl-peptidase activity. Gene Ontology annotation, biological process: tetrahydrofolylpolyglutamate metabolic process. Gene Ontology annotation, cellular component: vacuole.